Effrenium voratum is the source of this 183-nucleotide messenger RNA. The record is from the annotation of a GenBank genome assembly. NCBI's taxonomy places the organism in Eukaryota, Dinophyceae, Suessiales, Symbiodiniaceae.
AUGGACUUGCAUUUUACCGCGCUGUCAGAGGAUGCUUGGCGCAAUUCGGCCUUCCAGCCAAGAGGCAAUGGCCUCCAUUACCAGAUGACGCGCAAACGGGCGUGCCUUUUCUUCUGGGAGCUGUAUGCUUUGCUGCAGCUGGCGAGAAUUCGCGCAAGUCAACGCGACUUGGCGCAAGAUUAA